This is a messenger RNA of Physeter macrocephalus (sperm whale), 1485 nucleotides long. RefSeq names its product zinc finger protein 705F-like. The coding region runs from base 1 to 1485 and encodes 494 amino acids. NCBI's taxonomy places the organism in Eukaryota, Metazoa, Chordata, Mammalia, Artiodactyla, Physeteridae. The transcript is spliced from 7 exons. The record is from RefSeq and is a predicted model, not a curated record. Gene Ontology annotation, biological process: regulation of DNA-templated transcription.
AUGAUCCUGGAUUCUCUCCGGCUGUGCCCUGAAUGCCAGCGCAUUUGGCAUAAGAACGUGGCACAGCAGCAUCUCUGUAGGCUGAGAGGGAGGGUCGUUUCCCGGGAACGAGGCCCCGGGCGGCAGGGAGAGAGCGAACUGAGUGUCCCUGCCAUGCUCUCGGGACAGCAGACGCGGCUGCAGCUGGAGCAGGCCUUGGGGAGAAGCCCCAGGUCGCGGGGCGUGCCCGGGAGCGAGCCCGGCGUGGGAGGAAGCUGGACCGGGCAAACCCCAGCGUCCCCCCGGCUCCACGCCUGCUGGCAGUGUGCCUUCAGCCGGGCGUCCGAACACUCGUGUCCCCUGCCGACCCCAGAGGGGCCCGCAGGCUCUGCCGAGGACAGUGAGGAAUCAGUGACGUUUGAAGAUGUAGCGAUUAACUUCACCCAGAAAGAGUGGGCCCUGCUGGACACAUCCCAGAAAACCCUGUUCAGAAAUGUGAUGCUGGAAAACAUCACCCACCUGGUCUCCGUAGGGUAUCAGAUCAGCAAAUCAGAGGUGAUUUCCCAGCUAGAACAAGGAAAAGAGCUGUGGAGUGAAGUAACAGGAUGCCUCCUAGGCCAGAGUCCAGAUGGUGAAAAUCCGCUUAGACAACAAGAAAUGAUAUUCAUGCAAAGUGUCUACGGGAAGCACAUAUCUGCCACCAUGCCAAUGGUUCCUCACACGCAAGGGGAUCCUGUUGGAUGGACUGAUUUCAGUGAUGAAUUUACUCCUAGAUCUUCACCUAAACAUUUAUCAAUUCACUUAAGGAGGAAACGUAAUGUCAGCAAACAGUGUGGAAAUUCACUUAGUCAAGGGUCAUUCCUUGACGGACAGGAUCACAUUCACACUAGAGGUAAAUCAUGUGAAUGUCCUCUCUGUGGGAAAGGCUUUAGUCAUUCCUCUAGCCUCAGACGACACAAGAUGAUUCAUACUGGAGAGAAACCAUAUAAAUGUCAUCUCUGUGGAAGUGGCUUUUUGCAAAGUUCUAACCUUAGAAAUCACAAGCGGAUCCACACUGGAGAGAAACCAUAUAAAUGUCAUGUGUGUGGGAAAGUCUUCAGUCAAAGUUCCUACCUGAAAGAACAUGAGAAAACUCACACAGGAGAAAAGCACUAUGAAUGUCAUCAGUGUGGGAAAGCCUUUAGUCAGAGCUCUGGACUUAGUCAGCACAAGAGAAUCCACACUGGAGAGAAACCACACAUAUGUCUUCUGUGUGGGAAGGCCUUCAGUCACAGUUCUGAAUUGACUCGGCACAAAAGGACCCACACAGGAGAGAAACCCCAUAAAUGUCAGUGGUGUGGGAAUGCCUUCAGUCAAUAUGCAAACCUGAGAAGACAUGAGAGAACCCACACUGGAGAGCAGCCCUAUGAAUGUCAGUGGUGUGGGAAAUGCUUCAGUCACGGCUCUUCCCUGAGACGACAUGAGGGAACUCAGCACUGGAGAGAAAGUCAGGAGGGCUCUCAGUAG